Molecule: messenger RNA, 1046 nt
Organism: Gigantopelta aegis
Lineage: Eukaryota; Metazoa; Mollusca; Gastropoda; Neomphalida; Peltospiridae
Product: 39S ribosomal protein L10, mitochondrial-like
Exons: 5
Coding region: 33-767 (244 amino acids)
Biological process (GO): translation
Cellular component (GO): mitochondrial large ribosomal subunit
Molecular function (GO): structural constituent of ribosome
Source: RefSeq, a predicted model, not a curated record
AUAACGACUUCCUUGCCAGAUUUUGGUAAAUCAUGGCCACCUUCAGAAAAGGUUUACUGUUUGUUCCCCGGUGUUACCAAGUUCGACAUGGGGGGAAGAUCAACAUUCAGAAACCGAGGAAGGGGACUGUGGAGCGGAGAACAUUCGAGGCUCUCACCGAACCACUUCUGAGUGUCGAGUUACGGAAACCCUCGGAGAUAUGUGCAGAGAAACGAUUAAAACUCAUAAACACACUGAAAGAGGUAAACCCAUAUGAAGAAUUUGUGUUCCGGCGCUAUAAGCAGAUGUUUGAGUCACACAGUAUGAUCAUUGCCUGUCAGUUGUUGCCGGUGAAAGCCAAGGAACAGACUGAGUUGCGGAAUAAACUGCUCAAGAAGGGCAUGGAUUUGAAGUGCUUCAGUAACAACCUCAUGAAGCGAGCAGUUGAAGAUACCAAAUGGGCCAAUAUGGCUGCCUUGUUUAGUGGUAAAAAUGUUUAUGUUGUCAGCAGUACGCCCAAUGUUGCCAGCAUGAUGAAGAUCUUGCAGAAAUCACGUGAAGUUUAUGUGCUUGGUGGUCUGGUUGAGAACUACCUGCUGUCUAAAGAAGGCUUACAGAGGUGUGCCAAGCUGCCGGGUAUUGAGGGUCUGUACGGGGAGCUGGUCCACGUGUUGAAUUCGUGUGCGUCUCGCACGCACAGCCUGCUCGGCCAACACCAGCAGACACUGUCCUCAUAUCUAGAACAGCACGUCAAACAGGAGCAGGAUGAUUCAGAGAGGAGCAGUUAGCAUGCGAAGAAAAAACUUAUAUAAAAUUUAAAACUGAAUUUGUGAAAGGCAUAUCUAGAACAACACGUCAAACAGGGUCAGGAGGAUACAGAGAGGAGCAGUUAGCAUGCGAAGAACAAAUAAGAACAUUUUUUAAAACUGAAUUUGUGAAAGGGAGGGUCGUAUCUAGCGUGUUAUGAGUCAAAAGGGAAGUUAUCCCGCCCUGAAAAAGGUGCUCUAUUUUAAAAAGCAAUUCCACAUGAUAGAAGUGCCUUGUAUGAUAAAGCAAUGAAAUCAUAA